Messenger RNA from Pyricularia grisea, 435 nucleotides. RefSeq lists its product as uncharacterized. The transcript has a single exon. The record is from RefSeq and is a predicted model, not a curated record. Bases 1 to 435 code for a protein of 144 amino acids. Lineage: Eukaryota; Fungi; Ascomycota; Sordariomycetes; Magnaporthales; Pyriculariaceae. Gene Ontology annotation, molecular function: protein binding.
AUGGGCGUUUGGCAUAAACGUAUAGCGAUCCCGAAGCGUGUCGCUACGUCUGAAAAACCCCCUGUCACUGAGAUACAACCCGGACUGACCUUUUCCAGCCCCGGAACAACAACGACAAUAACAUCGGCAGCGGCAAAAGCAUCACCACCAUCACCAUCAGCAGUGGCAUCCGUCGCCCUCAAGAAGUGCAGCCCGCUGCUGACAGCCAUUCUCUCCAGCAAUCUCGAUAUGGCGCGCCUCCUUGUCGGAGCCGGGGCCAAACUCGAAGUGCGCAGCGGGCCAGCGGGGCUGACCCCGCUGCACCGCGUCGUCGACGGUGGUAAUGUCGACGCCACCCUCGCUCUUCUGGACCUCGGAGCGGACUUGUUUACCGCCGACUUGCGCCAGCGCGGCCUCCUGCAUACGGCGGUGACCGCAGCCACCAGAGUGUGGUGA